AUGGCCGAUGAUGAUGGUCCAGAAACCUUUCCUGUCUUCGAUCCCGACGUUGCUGUGGAUUCCUCCAGUAGCUCUGUUUCGGGGGAGCCUUUCCGUCGGCGCCACCGUCGUAGCCGUGCUUCGGUCACCCAAGAAGAUCUGGAGCAGUUUCGCGCCGGUUACUUAGGGGUCAGCCGUGAAACUUUACGCGACAUCCAAGUUCAACGCGAAGCACGGGAACAGCUUCCAGUACUUGACGCCGCAUUGGCUAACCUGACUAUGUCUGCUUCAACCAACACUUCCAACAACGCAAAUAUCCCGAGCACUGGUCCUAGCACCGGCCCCGCGUUUUCUGGUCUCUUCGACAACGCUGGUAGCCACAACAGCGCCAAUAUGCCAAAUAUUCCGCGCCCAAGCCCAGGCUCUUCUGCAGGCAACCCUCACGCCGCUCCGAACGGUAUGGCUGGCGGAAUGGCGGACAUGAACUCAGGAAUGCCUAUGAAUGCUGGACAAGAAAUGGAUCUCAAUUAUGUCUAUCAAAUGAUCACUGAGUUGAGUGAGGUCCUCGCCCACAAUCGCGACACCACUAGAAACAUUAUUCGGGCCAGUGAGGAAAUUGCACGACGCGCCGCCGCCGAGGGUACUCUUCCCAGCUUGCAAAACGUCAAUGGAGAGCUCACUUCUGCUCGCAUCGCGGACCUUGAGAACGAAGUCGCCAAGCAGAAACGGAUUAUCGAUAUCUUGAAAUAUGAGCAGGACGAGAACAUGAAACUUAUUGGAGAGUACGAGGAUGCCGUCGGAACUAUGACUGAACAGAUUCGCACCUACUGUUGCAACAUCAAUGACCAUUUCCUGGCCCAGAAAAGUCACUAUAACAAAAUCCUCCAGGAUGAAAAAGACGCCCAUCUUGAGAGCCGUUUGGAGAAGGACUACUGGCAUGCUCAAACUUUGCGAUGUUCAGAAAUGAUCCGUACCGCCUAUCGUAUGCGCUGUGAGGAGGACGAGCUUCCUAUCCGUAUCGUCGCUGGCCUCCAGAACGAGGUGCGCGCCCUUCGUAACGCCCUUGGUAUGGAACCCGAAAAGCCCGAGCGGGAAUAUGGUUGGGAAAUUCUCAAGAAUGUUCCAGGUGGCAGUGAAUAA
This is a messenger RNA of Ophidiomyces ophidiicola, 1119 nucleotides long. RefSeq lists its product as uncharacterized. Bases 1 to 1119 code for a protein of 372 amino acids. The transcript is spliced from 4 exons. NCBI's taxonomy places the organism in Eukaryota, Fungi, Ascomycota, Eurotiomycetes, Onygenales, Onygenaceae. The record is from RefSeq and is a predicted model, not a curated record.